AUGGUAGGCUUCGUCAUGAUGGUCGGCGGCAUGGCGCUCGGGAUCAGGAUCGGUCACGAUCUGGACUACAUUGAGCAUCCUGUGCAUGCCCACGUGGUUAUUGGCCUCAUCGUCGUCUGCACUAUUAUCGUGUUCCAACCCAUCAUGGGUAUCAUUCAGCACCGGCAUUUCAAGAAGAGAGGUGGCAAGAGUAUCUUUGCCUACUUGCACCGAUGGAUAGGACGUGGUGCUAUUGUCCUAGGCAUGAUCAACAGCGGUCUAGGCUUCCAGCUAGCCAAGACUAACGCGGUAGUUCCCGCCAGAUGGUAUAUCUGGAGCUACGUCCUCCUCGGUGUUUUCGUAUUCAUAUGGUGUGGUCUCGUUCUAUACGACGGGUUUAAGAUCAGAGGGGCGAGGGAGAGUUCAACGAGUUUGGAGAGAGACGUAUAA
Molecule: messenger RNA, 429 nt
Organism: Venustampulla echinocandica
Lineage: Eukaryota; Fungi; Ascomycota; Leotiomycetes; Helotiales; Pleuroascaceae
Exons: 1
Coding region: 1-429 (142 amino acids)
Source: RefSeq, a predicted model, not a curated record